Amphibalanus amphitrite is the source of this 2398-nucleotide messenger RNA. Its product is annotated as intraflagellar transport protein 57 homolog. The coding region runs from base 126 to 1589 and encodes 487 amino acids. Gene Ontology annotation, cellular component: cilium; intraciliary transport particle B; Golgi apparatus. The transcript is spliced from 3 exons. Lineage: Eukaryota; Metazoa; Arthropoda; Thecostraca; Balanomorpha; Balanidae. The record is from RefSeq and is a predicted model, not a curated record. Gene Ontology annotation, biological process: non-motile cilium assembly; intraciliary transport.
GGAAGUGACUGGGGCGGAGCGGCAAAAUACGGAGAGGGGCUGCUUUUACCAUUAGUUCGUAAUUAAUAGUUUUCCAAAUUGAAAUUUGUGGAGUGUUCGCCAAUUGAGGAUUAUAACACAUAACCAUGGAGCCAGAUAUAUCACCAGAUGCUUCAAGAUCAGAAGAAACUAAUGAUAAAUCGCACAAACCAAAAAAGGAGAAAAAGAAAAAAGACAAGAGUGACCCAGAGCACAAGGCGAAAAAGGAGAAGCACAAGAAGCAGAAGGAGCGCGACCGGUCGGCGGACGAGGGCGGCGAUGACGGCGGCGGGGAGGAGAGUGCGGCGGCCGUGAAGCGGGACCAGGACCGACGCUACUCGCUCAUGAUCCAGGGCUCGGGCGAUGUGGACGGCGGCCCGGGCCUCCAGUACAUGGCCUUCGUCGUCAUGGACGACCUGGCCGACAAACUCAAACUGCUCGACUACGAACGCGACUUCUGCAAGCCGCUCAAGAUGAAGCCGCUGAGUCGCCACUACUUUGUGUAUUCGUUCAACGUGGGCGAGCAGUUUUAUCUAUUCACCUCGCUGGCGGCGUGGCUGCUGCGCCGCGCCGGACGGCACAUGGAGCAGCCGCAGGAGUACGACGACCCGAACGUCACCAUCUCCACCAUUCUGGACCACUGCCGGCAGCUGGAGCUGCACGUCGACUUCCCGCCCAGCCGGCUGAAGCAGGGCAGCGGCGAGCAGGUUAUCUACGUCAUCGAUCGGCUGGCCGACCACGCGCUGCGCACCGUCAACUUCCAGUGGGAGAAGCCCGAGAUCCCGCCGGAGGAGGUGGUGAAACAAGAGGAGGACGAGGCGGAGAUUACCACGGAGAAAGUAGAUGAACACGAAGAGGAUGUAUACUCGGAAGAAGAAGAGGAGGGUGCCGUCCUCAACCUCGAGGACCUGAAGAACCUCUCGAUCCAGGGUCUGAACGUGCACAUGGACAUGCAGAAGCCGGAGGACAUCCUCGAGUCGACCACCAACACGGAGGAGUGGCGGUUGGAGAUGGAGCGCGUGCUGCCACAGCUGCGUGUCCAGGUGCGUACCGACACCCGCGACUGGCGCAAUCACCUGGACCAGAUGCACAACUACCGGUCGGCCAUCGACGAGUCGCUCUCACAGACUCAGUCGCAGCUGGACCGGCUGCACUCUGACGUCAGUGGCACUCUGGACAAGAUCGUCAACCGGGAGAAGUACCUCAACUCGCAGCUGGAGCACUCGCUGGCCGACUACCGCGGCCUCGUCGACGACCGGGACAGCACCCAGGAGCAGUACCGGUCGGUGAGCGGCGGCGUGGUGGAGCGCUCUCGACAGCUGGCCCAGCUCACCGACGAGCUCGAGUCGGUCAAACAGGAGCUGGAGGAGCGCGGCACCAGCAUGACCGACGGCACGCCGCUGGUCAACAUACGGAAGGCGCUCAACCGCAUCAAGCAGGAGGUGCAGGGCAUGGACGUGCGUAUCGGCGUGGUGGAGCACACGCUGCUGCAGUACCGGCUGCGCGACAAGGAGGCCCUCCAGCAGGAGGCCAACGUUCAGUUUACCGCCAACAGCAUCGGGCUGUACUGAGAGCUGCGGCCGGGAGGCAGGACGGCCCACCGCGUCAGCGUCCUUUGGCGCCUGCAGAAUAUUUUGUUCGCACGGACGAUGCACAAAUAUUGAUGGGCACGUGAGGACGACAACCUCCGAAAUGCUACUCCGUUAACGUGAGUUUUGCACAGCUAAUUACGUCAUCCUGUCGCGAUUUAGUUCGUGGAUAUCGGGUCACCACGAUCAUGCUUGCCGACCCAGCAUUAUUUGAUCGACCCUUGAAGAUGCUUGAUGACCUCUGAAAUGGCUUUGCGUAUCUCUGAAGACGUGCACGGGCAAUUUUGCUAGCGCUGUUAUAUUUAUGGUACACUUGUACUCGACGCUGGCAUGGUGCCUUUUCUGCGAAGUUGCACUUGUAAACUGCUUAACUUGUUAAAUAUCCACAGUGGGAACUACGAUUCCGUCCAGCUUCAGCCUCAAGUGUCACUUUACAGCACAGCAAGGCUCGUAUGAUAUUUUGUGUUAAGCUUUUUUAUCUGGUCAUGCAUUUAGUCAGUGGCAUUGUGGUUUUUGUAUGACUUAUAUUACAUUAUUAUGUAGCGGUUGUACAUAGUAUUCUCAAUUGGUACGCUGUCUUGUGUUUUCACCAUUUUGGUUAAUAUUUAACUUGUGGCACAGUUGUAGUUAUCUGCCACAAAAGAUCUCGCGUUUCUUGUCGUGUCGAUAUUUCUAGUCAUGUAAUGCGGUGAAAUUAUAUUAUUUAGUUUGACUCGGUUCAUUGUUUUGCCAUGUCCAAUGUCUUAUUGUGGCGUGUUAAAUUUGAGGCCAUAUAAAGCACAUGUACCCAC